AUGGACAUUGACACCACUCUAGCGCAGGAUUAUUUGAAAAAAGAUCAUUUUUUAAAUAUAGAACAAACCAAUGAAGCUAUUUAUUUUGAUGGCAUGGAUCUCCUUACAUCAUUUGACUACACUCUGGAUCAAGAAUAUCCAGAAAUAUCACGUAACCUUCAGCAUCUAGCCCUUCUAUUGAAGGAAAACCAAAACCUAUUUGCGCAACUAGAGUAUUUGAAUAGAGAAAUUCCAAUAGAAGACACAAAAGCACAACUCAAUCUGAUCAUUCAACAGUUAUAUUAUCUGUCAUCCUGCAAUGUCAAUAACAUUCCUAAAACAAGCACUACUGAUGUUAUACGUAUGUUAAAUUAUUCACAUUUUCCAAUGAGCCGAGAGACACCACUACUUCAUUUGGGAUUCGUGGUCAGGGCGUGUGUGUAUUUAAUUGACAUUCACAGCAUACCUUCCAUAGCCGCCAGCAAAGAAACUGCAGAGGUAUGUUACCUCUUCACAACACUGUGUAAUGAUGCAGGCUUGGCAGUGGUAACAGAGUUUGGCGGUAAUGCUAUGGAACACCAUGCUGGAAAGGAAGCCCUUGGUGCCAUUGGCGUAAUAUCUGAAUGUUCAGAUGUGGAUUCUGCCGUCGACGUGUUUCUGAAAUCAUCUAAGGAGGUACCGUGGAGGUUAAGAAGAAUUCUGGUACAAGAAAAUGUUUACAAGCAAUUUAAGGACGCCCUUACUUGGAAGUGUAAUUUAAAUAUAACUGGGAAAGGUAAAAAUACCCAGUCGACAUCUGACAUUUUGCAUUUUAAUAAUCGAGUAUUUCUUAUAGAUGCUUUAGACAUCACAGAUCCAAAGCCAUCCGAAGUGAUCGUUGAAGCGUACAGAACGAGAAAAGAAUUGCUUUCGUUUUUAAAUAAAUACCGACCUCAUUACGUAUCGCUAUGGGCCAAUGAUAUUGCUGAAAUUAACGAAGUAGCUCACAGUAUACCCUCACAAGUGGUGUGGGUAAAUAACUUUGCGGAUUUCCGAGGUCCACCAAAAAUAUCGGAUGCCAUUUAUUCGGCCAGGUCAUUGUAUCUGAAUUGUUAUGAACAUCUGUCCGAAACAGAAAUAUUUGAAGUGUUAGAACUUCAAAAGUCUUGGCUUAAACUGGAUAGCCACGUCCGUUAUGAAGUUCUGUCUGAAAAAUUGGACGAUAUCUCGUCAAGCAAUAAUUUUUAUAGUGACAUAAGAAAUUAUUUACGUAGGGCACAGCUAUACUCGUGUGGUACUUUUGUAGACGUUGGCAAAGAUUAUGUCUGCCAAGGUGUACCUGUUCCAUCAGACAUGAUACAUUUGUGUUUAACCAGCACCAACUUUAUCAAUGAAGCAUUUUUCAGAUCACUUAUACGUGGUAACGCAUUUAUUUUUAAAAGUGUCACUCCUGAAAUUUCUUUACUGAUUAAAUCACUGAAGAAGGCCGGCUUACCAGUUUCAGCAGAGUCAUGGCAGUCAGAUAGUGGUCCAAAGAAUUAUAAAUAUACCUCAUGUCAUUUAUGUAAUACAAUAUUUGAUUUCGAUCAAGGGACCAGAGUUAUUUGGACCAAUUCAGGAACUAUUUUUGCUAACUAA
Messenger RNA from Arctia plantaginis, 1596 nucleotides. Lineage: Eukaryota; Metazoa; Arthropoda; Insecta; Lepidoptera; Erebidae. The record is from the annotation of a GenBank genome assembly.